Rasamsonia emersonii CBS 393.64 is the source of this 552-nucleotide messenger RNA. RefSeq names its product Ubiquitin--protein ligase. The coding region runs from base 1 to 552 and encodes 183 amino acids. The transcript has 4 exons. The record is from RefSeq and is a predicted model, not a curated record. Lineage: Eukaryota; Fungi; Ascomycota; Eurotiomycetes; Eurotiales; Trichocomaceae.
AUGUUGAAGAUAUGGUCUAUGAAACAGAAGCAGCAGCAGGCAGAGAAUGCCGAAGGAGGAGCAGCUAAGAAGAAGAAGGUCACUGCUGCCCAGCUGCGGGUGCAGAGAGACCUGCAAGAACUAUCCCUGGGAAGCACAAUGAAAAUGAGCUUCCCUAACCCGGACGACAUCCUCAACUUCACGCUCACCAUCGAGCCGGACGAGGGCAUGUACAAGGGCGGAUCCUUCAACUUCACCUUCUCGAUCAACCAGAACUUUCCCCACGACCCGCCCAAGGUGAAAUGCACGCAAAAGAUCUACCAUCCGAACAUCGACCUGGAAGGGAACGUGUGCUUGAACAUCCUGCGGGAGGACUGGAAGCCGGUGUUGAACCUGAAUGCUGUUAUUGUGGGGAUGCAGUUCCUCUUCCUCGAACCAAACGCCUCCGACCCCCUUAACAAGGAAGCUGCAGACGACCUGCGAACGAACAGGGAAGGGUUCAAGCGCAACGUGCGCACGGCAAUGGCCGGCGGUACCAUCCGAGGAAUACAGUACGAGCGCGUGCUUCGAUAG